Oryza brachyantha (malo sina) is the source of this 625-nucleotide messenger RNA. Its product is annotated as protein FATTY ACID EXPORT 4, chloroplastic. NCBI's taxonomy places the organism in Eukaryota, Viridiplantae, Streptophyta, Magnoliopsida, Poales, Poaceae. Gene Ontology annotation, cellular component: membrane. The coding region runs from base 63 to 539 and encodes 158 amino acids. The record is from RefSeq and is a predicted model, not a curated record. The transcript has 4 exons.
UCCUCCGGAAUCCAACACCAACAGCCAGCACAGCUCGGUCGACCGAGAAGUCGCCAGAGAAAAUGACGGCGGCGGUGGCUAUCACCUCCUCCCUUCUCUUCCGCCCUCCCGUCGCCGUCCGUUCCCUCCCUUCGCCGCCUCGUCCCCAUGAUGUACCCUGUCCCAGAAGCAGCCGACGUCGCCCCGCCCUCCUUUGUUGUUCUGCUGUGUCCGAGCUCGCGCCCGCCGCCUCAGCCGCCUACGGCGCCCUCCUCCUGGGCGGCGGCGCCUUUGCAUAUGUGAGGUCGGGGAGUAAAGGCUCCAUCUUUGGAGGACUGUCCGGAUCUGCGCUUAUGGGCAUUUCUUAUUAUCUGAUGCAAUCACCUGACACAAAGGCGAUAGGUGACGCUGUUGGAUUUGGAUCUGCCUUUUUGUUUGCCAGUGUUUUUGGUAUAAGGCUGUACAAUACCCGGAAACUGGUGCCCUCUGGCCUUCUUCUAGUUCUUUCACUUGGUGCCUUGGUCGUCUUUUAUUCUGCUUACUUGCAAGACAAGGUGUAAACAAAUUUGAUUUGGCAGUCGAACAUUUUGUGCUAACUGAACCUUCCUUGAAGGUUAUCUUUAUUAGAUGCAAAAUUUUGAACCAA